Capsella rubella is the source of this 1283-nucleotide messenger RNA. Its product is annotated as ribosome production factor 1. The record is from RefSeq and is a predicted model, not a curated record. Gene Ontology annotation, molecular function: rRNA primary transcript binding. Gene Ontology annotation, biological process: maturation of 5.8S rRNA; maturation of LSU-rRNA. NCBI's taxonomy places the organism in Eukaryota, Viridiplantae, Streptophyta, Magnoliopsida, Brassicales, Brassicaceae. Gene Ontology annotation, cellular component: preribosome, large subunit precursor; nucleolus. The coding region runs from base 55 to 1101 and encodes 348 amino acids. The transcript has 11 exons.
UCAUUCUCUCCGCUUCGCAGUUUCAUCGAUUCGUUUCUUCGUCGGCCGUAAAAAAUGGGUUUCAAGAGGAAGAAAGGUGACGGUGAUGGUGAGGAAAUGGAAUCAGAAGGUCGUGGAAAGCCUAGUUUCAAUGGGGGAGAGAAGAGGCAUGUGAUACUCCCUUCGAUGAUUAAGAACAAAGAUAAGAGAUCUAAAGUGUAUGCAAAGCAGAAGCAUGAGAAAAAAUUGGAGAAGCAGAAGAAGAUUAGAGAGCGUGAUGCUGCUGAGAAACGAGCUCUUGAGCUUGGUGAGGAGCCUCCACAAAAGAUGAUUCCGAAGACGAUUGAGAAUACUAGAGAAGCUGAUGAGACUGUUUGCAGACCUGACGAUGAAGAGUUGUUUGCGGAUAUUGAUGCUGAUGAGUUUAAUCCAGUCUUGAGACGUGAGGUUACACCUAAGAUCUUGAUCACAACAUGCCGUUUCAAUUCCACUAGAGGACCUGCAUUUAUAUCUGAGUUGCUUUCGGUGAUUCCAAACUCUCAUUAUCAAAAAAGAGGAACUUAUGAUUUGAAAAAGAUUGUAGAAUAUGCAAAGAAGAAAGAUUUCACAUCUCUUAUUGUUGUUCAUACGAAUCGCAGAGAACCUGAUGCGCUUCUUAUCAUCGGUUUGCCAAAUGGUCCUACUGCUCAUUUCAAAUUGUCAAAUCUUGUUCUGAGGAAAGAUAUUAAGAAUCAUGGAAAUCCUACAAGUCAUGAACCGGAACUGGUUUUGAAUAACUUUACAACGCGGUUAGGGAAUCGUGUUGGAAGAUUUAUUCAAUCACUCUUCCCUCCGGAUCCCAAUUUCCAUGGUAGGAGAGUUGUGACAUUCCACAACCAGCGUGACUUUAUAUUCUUCAGGCAUCAUCGUUACAUAUUCGAGACAAAGGAAAUCAAACAGAGUGAUAAAGGAAAAGAUGGUGCUGCUCAAGAGAGAGUAAAACCUCGGCUUCAGGAAUGUGGUCCUCGAUUCACGCUUAAGCUAGUAACUUUACAGCAUGGAACCUUUGACACCAAAGGCGGAGAAUUUGAAUGGGUUCACAAGCCUGAAAUGGACACAAGCAGGAGGAGGUUCUUCUUAUAAAUUUUGCUGACCGUCAAGUUUUACUUGAGUUUUUGUUUGUUUAUGUCAAAUUUUCAGAUUUUCCCUAUCCCCGACCAACUUUGUAUGUCGUUAAAAAUGUAACUUUUCUUUUCAAAUAUAGCCAUCAGAACAAUCGUACAACUUAUUUCAACAACAUACAGGUUCCUCUUGUUUGAUUCGUU